GCCACCCACCGAGUGACAGGCGAGGAGAUGGUGAUGAAGAUAAACAAGGACACAGCCAACCGCUCAAGUGCUCUGCGGGAAGUGCAGUUAAUGAACAAGCUGUCGCACCCAAAUAUUCUCAGAUUUCUGGGUGUAUGUGUUCACGAAGGACAGCUUCAUGCUUUGACAGAGUACAUCAGUGGUGGCACUUUGGAAGAUCUUCUGGCUAACAAGCAGGAGGAGCUGCCCUGGUUUCUUCGGAUCAGACUUUCACUGGAUAUUGCUAAAGGGAUGCAGUACCUCCACCUAGAGGGUGUCUUUCACAGGGAUCUCACAACGAAGAAUAUUUUGAUAAAGAAAGGAGACAACAGGAACUACCAGGCUGUGAUAGCUGAUUUUGGUCUUGCAACAAAAAUACCAGAUCCCAAAGCCACAGAACCUCUUCCUCCGGUUGGCUGCCCAUGGUGGAUGGCCCCCGAGGUUAUCAAUGCCAGGUUCUAUGAUGAAAGGGCGGAUAUUUUUUCCUACGGGAUCAUCUUGCUGGAAAUCACGGCCCGCAUCGAAGCUGAUCCAGAAACCAUGCCAAGAACCAAGAAUUUUGGGGUUGACUAUGUGAAAUUUUGUGAGAUGGUGGAUUACUGCCCUCUGGAUUUUGUGCAGCUUGCAUUUAAGUGUUGCCAGAUUCAGCCGGAUCAGCGUCCAAGCUCUAGAGUCAUCAUCAGCACAAUUCAGAAGAUAUAUAGGAAUCUACACACCAAUGCCUUAUCAAGUUCAGGAAGACUCCAUAAAAGAUCCAAAUCUGAAGACAACAUUGUCCAGAACAGCGAUGGUUUCACAGCAGUGUCUGGAGAGGAGAUCUUCAUGACACCUCAGAUCAUGGCCCAAGCUAUGACCAAAGAUGACCCACACUACUGUCCAGCAAACGCUAACCCCUUUGCAAAUAUCAGCCGGUUGAAGGAUGGAAGGAAACUGCAUGAGUUUCCCAGACAGUGGAAGCCCAAUGGCAGCACCAGUUGUCUGGCUUGUUCUGGGAAAUCUAUUGAUCUUCUGACAUCAUCUCAAAAUUCUAUUAUUUGGAAUGAAAAGCAGGAGAGUCAGUCAUUGCCGUCAUCUCCCAUAAUGCUGCGAAAGGCUGCAGAGAAGAUGCAUCAGGCUUCACUCCAUGGAAGUGAUGCCGUUCAGACAGAAAGCCGACACGAAUUACGAUUCAGCGCCAGCAGCGAUAGCCAGGAGAUACUGGACGGAGCAACGGCUUCAGAUAAAAGAGCUCUGUUUAGCGGGAACCGUACCAGAAGUCUCGGUAGUCUGGACUUUUGGAAUUCUAUGAACGGUUCAAGAACAAGCAGAAGCAAGAGAGGAAAGAACACUCAGUUGUCUAACCAUUCAGAGGACGUAGGAUACUGCAACCGGUUAUCUGUAGGAAUCAGAGAGUCAAGUGUUGAAGAUAAUCUUGAACGUGGGAAUGCUAGCGAUUCUGAGUUGCUGGACAACGAAGAAAGUUGUCAUUCUGAAUAUGAUUCAAAUGUCAACUAUAGCAUUGCCAGUAACACUUACCAUAGCUUCAACAACGACGGGACAAGCAGUGCAGUGCCCUGGGAAAGUUGUGACGAGAGUUUGAGUACAUGCAGUAUGUCUAGUUUUCUCAGCUGUGGGGAUAUCACUGAAGCAGAAGUAUCCCUGGAGGCCACAUCUGAUUCUACCGUGGCUUCCCAGGAUGUACUUGAGAGGAAACACCCAUUAAGUGAGGUAAAGGGUCGUGAUUCUAGCAAACCGCAAAUUACGGUGGAAAGUGGGAGCUAUGACUGCAACCAUUUCAGUCUAGAGAGAAAGAAACAGAGCAAAAGUAAGAGUAGCAAUGAGAAUGGGUUAUAG
Molecule: messenger RNA, 1851 nt
Organism: Candidula unifasciata
Lineage: Eukaryota; Metazoa; Mollusca; Gastropoda; Stylommatophora; Geomitridae
Source: the annotation of a GenBank genome assembly